Molecule: messenger RNA, 672 nt
Organism: Trichechus manatus latirostris (Florida manatee)
Lineage: Eukaryota; Metazoa; Chordata; Mammalia; Sirenia; Trichechidae
Gene: MSMB
Product: microseminoprotein beta
Exons: 4
Coding region: 1-525 (174 amino acids)
Source: RefSeq, a predicted model, not a curated record
AUGGAGGAUGACCACAUCACCUCACCCCCUCACCUGUACUGUGAAUGUCCUGCUGAGCCCCUGCUGAGGUCACCUGCCUUGCUGCCUCCCCUCCCCCAUGUUGCCUCAGGAGAGCUCAGCCCCUACUGCCGCCCACAGGGGAGGUCUGCCCAGUCUUCCAGAGCCUGGGUGGCCCAAGCCCUGCCACCUUCCCCGUCUCCAGGGUCCCCUCCCUCCCCUACCCUCACCAAUGCUCUCCUGGGCAGCCUCGUGAUCUCCGCCACCUUCGUGACUUUAUGCAAUGCCCAAUGCUAUGUCAUACCUCUUGAGAACAUUACAGGCGAAUCAACCACUGAAUGCAAGGAUGGCAGUGGAGUUACUCACCCGCUAAACUCGAGGUGGAAGACUGAGAAGUGUGAGGAGUGUUCCUGCAGCACAAAUGGAAUUCAGUGCUGCAACACCCUCAACAAGGAGACCUGCAGCUAUACCGUGGUGGAGCUGGAGAACCCAGAAAAGAGCUGUGUUGUCAGUGCUUGGGUAAUGUAAUGUGCUUCUGGCGGGCCCAGACCCUCCCACGUUGGUCCUCAUUCUCUUGUGGCCUCCAAAAGUCUAGGAUUGUGUAGCCCUACCUAUCAAUAAAAGAUUUUUUGAGCAAAUACUUGCCUAUGUGUAUACUUUUAAUUCAUAAAUUAU